GACCCUGAGGUUAAUCUCCUGUAAACUUACAAGUUGACUUCCUACUUACAAGUUAUACGUUAAACAAGUUUUAUUCAAUAUUUGGCCAAUAAAAGAUAUGAAUGAGGACCACGUCGUUCACUCUCGAGGUUCUGGUCCUUCUCUUUUUAACACUGAUCCCUUGGCCGGGACCAUCAGUCUUCAAGAUCACUUGCUCACGUGACAACUCCAAAAUCGUAAGGAAAGUAAUACAAAACAAGUGGCUACCAGUUUUAGAAAGAUUUCAGGUAAAAUUGCCUUUAGAAUGCCCAUUUCACCCGGCGCGCGACAUAUUCGCGCCGCAGCAUGCAGCCAAGUUGCAACAUCGUUCUUCACAAUGGACCUGCGCCUUCUGCGGCAAAUCCUUCUACGAGGAACGACAUCUCGACACGCACUUCGACCAGCGACACAAGAACCAGAUUAACAAAGCAGAAGACGCAGUAUGUCUGGCAGACUACUGCGACAUAAUGCGCUGCCAAGUGUUGGUCGCGCACGGUCUGCUGAGCGGAGGCAGCGGGCCGAGUACAGAUAUCGAAUUAUGGCAGGACGCAGAAGCGGCGCGGAAAGCUCUCGCUCCAGCCGCCACCCGGAGUGUAGCACGGGUACCGACGAGAAGGCGUCACCGAACAAGAACUUCGUCGAUGCCUGUAGCGGACUGUCCUAAGACUGAUGCUGUGAAUUCUGAACCUGUUGCUGAAGAGAAGAAAAGAGAAGAGAAUGAUGGCGAUAACAAUCAAACGGCUGAACUAUGCGACGCUGACACUGUUGAAUCGUCAUUACCACCAGAUAGCCGCCAGAAGAGGCUUGCAGACUUACAAGCUGAGAGGGCAGCGUGUGACCCGGCGCAUUUACAGGGUCUUAAGGUGCGCUGUGAAAAAGUUGUUCAUUCCUGUAUCGCAACACUUCUGUUACAUCUUACCCAACAUCAAUUCACGGAACUCGAAGAGGAGAUGCAGCGCGCUGUGUGCUGGUACCUCAGCUGCGACCGCUACUGGGAGGACACGGCGCCCGCCGCGCGCGCGUUUCCCUGGCCGCUGCUGCUCGCACUCGCCACCGGACUCGCCCUCGCCCUCUGCAUGUGCUACUACAUCAUCUGGAUCGUGUUCGACUCAGAGGAAGGCAGCGUGGCCGGCAGCGGCUCGGUGUCCAUGACGACGCACUCGUCGCCAGCGCGCGAACGGCUCGCGCACGAGGACGGCUCCGAAGACGACCACGACGACCACUACAUCUACGUCACCUACCCGCCCGACCUCAAGCGUCGCCUGCUCGAGAGCUGCUACAAUAGAACAACCCGACUUUGAGACAAUUCAUCCCCUUGGGUCGUGCAUGAUUUAUAGAGUAAAGUUUAACUUAGAAGCAACUAUGACAGUCUGAAAUAGCCAAAAAUGCUGUCAAUUUGAUAACAAUUUGUAGGUACCUUAUGUCAAUAAAUAAAUAAUUAAAUAACAAACUUUGCAGUCUAUAGCAAUGAUGAAUGGAUAUUUUUCCCGCAACUAGAAACUUUUUUUAAAUCGUUAUACUUAACACAAAACUAAAUUUUUUGAUGUAAGGUACAAAGCUACUGUUUUUGGGAGAUAAAAGCACUAACUGUUUAAUAGAUAAUUUAAAUAACUAGAUGUAAAAACUUAGUCAAAUAAUCCCUUUUAAAAUUUAAAUAUUUUCUUUAUUUUAGCUCAUACUUUUAAAUAAAA
Messenger RNA from Vanessa atalanta (red admiral), 1709 nucleotides. RefSeq lists its product as uncharacterized. The coding region runs from base 102 to 1319 and encodes 405 amino acids. Lineage: Eukaryota; Metazoa; Arthropoda; Insecta; Lepidoptera; Nymphalidae. The transcript has 9 exons. The record is from RefSeq and is a predicted model, not a curated record.